Protobothrops mucrosquamatus (brown spotted pit viper) is the source of this 1268-nucleotide messenger RNA. RefSeq names its product synaptic vesicle glycoprotein 2B. Lineage: Eukaryota; Metazoa; Chordata; Lepidosauria; Squamata; Viperidae. The annotation marks the transcript as partial. The record is from RefSeq and is a predicted model, not a curated record. The transcript has 9 exons. Gene Ontology annotation, cellular component: membrane. Gene Ontology annotation, biological process: transmembrane transport; chemical synaptic transmission. Gene Ontology annotation, molecular function: transmembrane transporter activity.
GAUGGGGGUUCAGUAUGGGGACCCAUUACCACUUCCACAGCUGGAGGGUUUUUGUGGUGGUCUGUUCCCUCCCUUGCAUAGCGUCACUUGUGGCUUUGAAAUUCAUGCCAGAAAGCCCACGUUUUUUGUUAGAGAUUGGUAAGCAUGAUGAAGCGUGGAUGAUCCUUAAGCAAGUCCAUGAUGUCAACAUGAGGGCCAAGGGAGAACCAGAAAGGGUAUUCACGGUAGCUCAAAUAAAAACUCCCAAGCAGGUUGAUGAGUUUAUUGAAAUACAGAGCUCAACAGGAACAUGGUACCAACGUUGGUUUGUUAGAGCCAUGACUAUCAUCAGACAGGUAAUGGACAAUGUGGUUUAUUGUCUGACAGCACAGUACAGAAUGAACACACUAUUACUGUCCGUUGUCUGGUUUUCAAUGGCCUUAAGUUAUUAUGGCCUGAUUGUCUGGUUCCCUGAUAUGAUACGGUAUUACCAAGAGGAAGCAUAUAAGUCGGAGAGGAAGACUUUCGAGCCAGAAGUAGUGAAGGAUUUCACCUUUGACUUUAAUCUCAGAAACCAGCGCUAUGUGAAUUGGACAUUCAAGAAUGACAGGUUCAUCCAAAUGAAAAUGCGCGAUGUGACUUUUGAGAACUCCCUCUUCGAGGACUGCCAUUUUGAAGACGUGACAUCCAGCGAGACCUUCUUCAAAAAGUGCACUCUGAUAAACACCAACUUCUCUGACACAGAUCUCUACAAGCAUAAAUUCAUUGACUGCGAAUUUGUGAACAUCUCUGACUUUGGGCAGAAGAGAGGUUGCCAGCUGGAUUUUGAGACGGACAAUGACUUCCUUAUUUACCUGGUCAGCUUCUUGGGAAGUCUGUCUGUCUUGCCUGGUAAUAUCAUCUCAGCUCUGCUGAUGGACAAAUUGGGAAGGAUCAAGAUGAUCGGGGGGUCCAUGCUGAUCUCGGCAGUGUGUUGUUUCUUCUUGUUCUUUGGCCAUAGCGAGUCAGCCAUGAUUGGAUGGCAGUGUCUCUUUUGUGGCACGAGCAUCGCAGCCUGGAACGCCUUGAACGUCAUCACGGUAGAGCUGUAUCCCACGCAUAAAAGAGCUACAGCCUUUGGGAUACUCACCGGCGUCUGUAAAGUUGGGGCCAUCUUGGGAAACUCCAUCUUUGCCUCUUUUGUUGGGAUCACCAAAGUGAUCCCCAUUCUUCUGGCUUCUUCUGCUCUAGUUGGUGGAGGCCUCCUAGCCCUGCGGCUGCCAGACACGCGGGACCAAGUCCUGAUGUGA